Molecule: messenger RNA, 1482 nt
Organism: Patella vulgata (common limpet)
Lineage: Eukaryota; Metazoa; Mollusca; Gastropoda; Patellidae
Product: cytochrome P450 1A1
Exons: 1
Coding region: 1-1482 (493 amino acids)
Biological process (GO): hormone biosynthetic process; progesterone metabolic process
Molecular function (GO): iron ion binding; oxidoreductase activity, acting on paired donors, with incorporation or reduction of molecular oxygen, reduced flavin or flavoprotein as one donor, and incorporation of one atom of oxygen; heme binding
Source: RefSeq, a predicted model, not a curated record
AUGUAUCUCUCGCCCUUGACUGUAAUAUUGGUGGCAUUUAUCCUCGGACUAUGGAUAAAAUCUUACAAAUCGAAUGGCAAAAAUACCGAUGCCCCCGGUCCAAAGGGAUGGCCUGUCAUAGGUAACCUUUUGCAGCUGGGCAAAAAACCUCACGAAACGUUGACCAGGUUUCGUAAAACUUACGGUGAUGUGUAUGCCAUUAAAAUGGGGAGUCGCGAAACAAUUGUCCUCAGUGGACUUCAGACAAUUCGAGCUGCCUUGGUAAAAAGAGCUGAAGAUUUCGCGGGUAGACCAGAUUUUUAUUCCUUCAAAUUCAUCGCUAAUGGCAACAGUAUGGGAUUCGGUGACUACGGUCCAAGAUGGAAGAUGCAUCGACGACUGGCUCAGAAUGCUCUGGCAAUGUUUAUCAACAAGAAAAAUAACCCUAUUGAAGAAUCAAUCUGUCAGGAAGCUAAUGUCUUGGCUAACAACUUGCUGCAAAAUGGCAACAAUCCUAUAGAUCCUCAUACAGAAAUCUAUCUAUCUGUGGGAAGUAUUAUUUGUGCUAUAUGUUUUGGUCAACGUUACAAGAGAGACGAUCCUGAUUUUCUCCAUUUAGUCAAAAUGAAUGACGAAUUUAUGGCUUUCGCUGGAGCUGGUAACCCCGUUGACAUCAUGCCAUGGAUGAGACAUCUGACUCGACGAUCCUUUAAUAGAUUUCUAGGAAUUUUAGAUUCCAUGAACCAGUUCUGCAAUAAGAAAAGACAAGAACAUUUGGACACAUACGAUCCGUUUUACACACGAGACGUUACUGAUUGCUUAAUCCAAGCAGUAGACGAGACUCCCAACGAGGAGAAAGAAGCUGUUGGUUUGACAGAUGAACAUAUAUUGACAACAGUACAAGAACUGAUCGGAGCUGGAUUUGAUACAAUUGCUAGUACGUUACAGUGGUGUGUUUUAUACAUGAUGACCAACCCACAAAUACAGGAAAUGGUUCACGGGGAGAUUAGGACUAAUGUUGGUUUAUUACGUUCACCUGAACUGGACGAUAUGGAAAAACUUCCGUUUACCGAGGCUUGUCUGUUGGAGACGAUUCGCAUUUCCUGUAUUUUCCCGUUUGCCUUGCCGCACAGUACAACUAGAGAUACGCAGUUUCAAGGCUAUUUUAUACCAGAUAAGACACUGGUAUUUGUUAAUAUGUGGUCAGUGAGCCACGACGAGACAAUUUUUUCAGAACCAAAGAAGUUCGACCCUCAUCGAUUCUUAACCAUCGAAGGUGAAAUCGACCGUGCCAAGCUGGAUAACUUUUUGCCCUUUGGGGCUGGUAGACGAAAGUGCCCUGGGGAGCAGCUAGCUAAGAUGGAGAUGUUUUUGUUCUUUGCUACGCUAAUGCAACGUUUAAAGUUUUCCCAAGUACCAGAAGACAAUGUUAUUGUGGACAGUAAAUAUGGCUUGACACUUAAGCCAAUUAAUUUCAGCUCGAUUGUAACAAAAAGAAUAUAA